AUCGCCAUCUUGUUACAACCCCUCUACGUGCGUGAACGACGUAUUACGAGGGGAUUCUGUUACGUUUUUGCCCUUUGUAUUAACAACGAAACAGAUACUGCGAGCAACGAAUCGAGGAGGCUUGAAAAAAUCACGUCUGCGUCAUUUACCUACAAAUUCAAGGUUCUAACACGGGCAAGACGAUGAGCAUCGAUACGCUUUUAGAAGCAGCCAAGUUUUUGGAAUGGCAAGCCCAGCAACAACAGAAAACACGUGAGGAGAAUGAGCUACGGGAGAAACUGCACCGUGAUCAAGAGGUGGAGAAGAAGCGUCCGGAGGUCACCUCCGUUGUGCAGCCAGUACGGGUGAACCACGUGACCUGGGGGGAGGAGUCAUGUCCAGAGCAUCACCCCACCCCAGUCCCGCCCCCACCCCUUCCCCCUCCUGUGUCAAUUGCUGUAAUACCCAUUCCUGUGGUAUCAGCUGGCCCUGCAUCUUUUGCCCCACCUCCACCACUGCCCCCUGCCACUGCUCUGUCCCCUGCCACCGCAUCCCGCCCCAGCCCUCCCAGGAAGGAUGCCCAUUCCCCCCCAGUCCAGCCACCGCAGCACCAACAGCGUAUUCUGGUGGCUUCCCAGCUGAAGGUGGAGCCCACGUCUCCUACCCAGCCUGGGACCCCCAAGCAACAACAACAACAACAACAACAGCUGCUGCAGCAGCAGCCCCAGCCUGCGCUGGUCCAGCCUUACCCAGGUUCCAUCAUUACUACACCCCAGCACACCCUACUCCCCCAACCGGUGCCCCUGCCGGUUCAGCCUAGUCCACCAGCCCGACCCAGCUUGCUGGAGGAAACGCGUCAUUCAGAGGGGAAAAGAAGGCCUGGAGGGGCUGGGACCAGGGAAGUUCAUAACAAGCUUGAAAAAAACAGACGUGCACAUCUGAAGGAGUGCUUUGAGACGCUGAAGAAAAACAUCCCCAAUGUGGAUGAGAAGAAGACAUCUAACCUGAGUGUGUUGAGGAGUGCCCUGCGUUACAUCCAGACCCUGAAGAGAAAGGAGAAGGAGUUUGAACACGAGAUGGAGCGGCUGGCACGGGAGAAAAUCGCCACGCAGCAGCGUUUGGCUGACCUGAAGAACGAGCUCAGCCAGUGGAUGGAUGUGAUGGAGGUGGACCGCGUGUUACGCCAGACCGUGCAGCCCGAAGAUGACCAGGCCUCCACCUCCACAGCCUCAGAGGGUGAAGACAACAUGGAGGAGGACAUCGAGGAGCGCCAGGGUGUACCGGCCACUGCUGCCGCCCCCUUACCCAAAGCUCUUCUGCUCCCGCCUGAAAGCUGCAAGGCAGCAGCCGCCCCGCCCCCUCUCCUGGCACAGCACAUCUCCAUUCAGCACAAGCCUCCGCAGGCACUGCAACCCUCGGCCCCCGCCAGCCAGCCUGCCGCGGCCCCCGCCGGCGGCCCUCUGCAGGCCCAAGCCAUGGUGGCCCCACCGACCAUCGCUCCGACCCAGGCGCAUCUGGCAGCCGCCCCUGGUGUGCAGCCCACCGUCAUUGCACAUGCCACCGCCUCUGCCUCCCACGCUUCUGUUAUCCAAGCCGUCAACCACGUCAUCCAGGCAGGCUCCAAGCACAUCGCUCAGAUUGCCCCCUCCUCCUCGAACCCGGUGCAGCUGGCUCCUGGCACCCAGCCCAUUGGGCACAUCACAGUCGCACACCUGGGCCAACACCUUCCAGCACUGUACUCGCAGCCCGUGGCCGUCACACAGCCUGCUGUCAUGAGCCACAUUGCGCACACGCUGACGCACGCCCAGGUGAACGGUGCUGCUCCUGGGCAGCAGGCCGCGGUCAUGGGCAAGCAGACGGCCGUGGGUGCCCAGGUGGUGGCGCACCACCCGCAGCUAGUGGGCCAGACUGUGCUCAACCCUGUGACUAUGGUAACCAUGCCCUCCUUCCCGGUGAGCACUCUUAAGCUGGCCUGAGGAGGGGCACUGGCGUGCGGGCGACACAACCAAGUCACAAGUUGAGCGGUGAGAACAGCAAACUGCAUUAAGCUGAGAAGUGUCAAAAAAGUGUAAAGUACAUUCCAAACAAAAAUUUUACAUUUUAGUAUAUCUAAAAUAAACAAAUAUGUUAAAAGUAAUGAAAUGCGAACACUGUCAUGUAGUGUUUGGGUAUAUGGCUUGGCAGAUGUCACAUCAUGGCUGAUGCUUGGUGGUGCAGUGUGCUCCAGUGUGCUCCAUGGUGCUCUGCCUGCUGGGAAAACCCAUCCAGGUCCCAUGUGGGCAUUUGAGACGAGAAAUCCUUGUGGACAUGAUGGAGCAGUGGAUGGCAUUAGCAAGUUUUCUUGAUUGUGUUGUCACCUCACAGCUGAAUUUUGUGGCUCGUGUCCCUCUCCUGCAGUCAUGGAAUUGGCAGUUUCUAAUCUUCCUUCUUCCAGCACAGGAUGUCAAAAUUCUCUUCUCCUAUUGGUUGAUUAUUGCUGGGGACUUUUUUAGGUGGCUGUGGUUACACUCUGGCACUUACCAAAGUCAAACAUCUAUGGGCUAAACAUGCUUUACUUUGAAGAUGAAUGCAUUGUAUGCCAGGAAUUGUGGUUGCAGAACAAUUGCCUGUGCCUUUAUUGCUCUGUGGCACUUUGCUGCCCCAGGCGCCCUCUGCUGUACAGAAAGCGCAUGGCAGCGCAGCAGCUGCUUGCUGUCUGGCGGUCCCUGUGACGCAACAGGAAAGCACCUUCAUGGAGACCAGCGGUUCCCAGAGCACUACAUGUCAGGCAGAGGAAGAGAGCUGCUGGAAUGUGGGGCCUGAUGGUACUGUGCAGGACAUAAUACAAAGGAAGGGCCUUUUUGCCAGAGGUGGGUGACUCUUGCUGCCAGCCAGUACUCUGUGAGGAUGGAGAGAGAGGGGGAGGGGAACACAGAGCAGCCAGGCUUUGAAGCCAGUCAGUCACCGCCGCCUGCAGGCACAAAGGGUCACAGUGAGGUUGGAGCACCAAGCAUAGAGCCUCUGUGCUGGAGAGUGUUGUUACACCUGUUGUUCGUUCCCACAUAGCCCCAUUUCUUCAGUAGUGCCACCUCCAUGCUCCUGAGCUUAACAGUAAGAUGGAGGCAGUGUGCUGCCCCUCUGAGUUAGAAAGUAGGUAGGCUGUAGCCAGGGGUGUAUGUAUCACUGUGAACAUGUUUUAAUGGUGCCUGGAACAAUUGGGAGUCUUUCACUAUGGGCUGGUGGUGAUGGACAUGUGUUGUCUCACCUUUCACUGUCAAUAGCAGAAGGCUGUUCCAGUCACUGCAGAAGACAAACACCUUUGCGUUUGAGUUCUAGCCAUUUUAGCCUUGCAAAAGCCAACUGGACCCCCCUGUCCCAAGCAACCCCUUUGGCAUCCAUAGCAACUAGAGUAACAAUGUGUGUGAUAGGACAGAUGGGCUCGCAGUUUCCCAUUGCACUGUAUACUGUUGUACUGCUCAUGGUGGUGUGACAAGGCCUGUAUGUACACAAAAUUCAACUUAAAACUUUAGCACUGUGAUCUCCUACUGCUCAUUGGCACUAUGAAAAGCCAAGCGGUUUUCAGCUGUACAUAGUGCUCACCCCAUCUGGCACAACAAACAUUUCGGGGGGGAGGUGGGGUGGGGGCAUGUGGGGGUGUGAGAAGAGCUGUAGCAAGGGGUAGUCUUUUAGUUUCACAGUUCCUCUGUAUUUCUCAGCCAACUUCUGCAAUGAGAUGAAUCACAAGUGUUUUGUGGGGGUGUGGAUGAAGAAAAACUUAUUUCUACACAUUCACACAUGUGUAUUUCAAGAUUUGAUUGUUGCCUGUUUCUGCAUGUAGAUUGCUGAUUUUUUUUUUUCUGGGACCAUCUACAGUACUGUAUACCAUGGGGCAACUUUACAGACCUCUUUCCACAUUGAUAUUAUAUAUAUAAAUUGUGUGUUUUCCCUAUGGAGAAAGUCUAAGUUAUAUUGCCUGUACAUUUUGGGCUGCAUUUAGAUAUAAUUGUCCAUCAUGUUUAAAAAUGAAUAAAAAUAUUCUUAACAAAUCUUAUUACAUUUACAACAGGGUGUCAGUAGGGUCUUCUUUGAAGUACCACACAGCAUGCAGGGGGGCAGUCUUCUCUGCCAGGGUGAUGGUGAAAUUCCUUUAAAAACAAAACUGCAUUACCAUGAACACUGCAACCUUGUGAAAAUAUAAGAAUCUGAGCCAUGCUGAACAGCAGAACCUUUUACUUUAAUCAAUCCCCAUGAACUUAAAAUGAGGAUGGAAGUGAAACAAAUGUCCAGUUCUCAAAUACUUGCCCCCAAUGGGGGGGGGGAAAUCUAUUCCAAAUGCUUGCAGCCACAGGAAAAAUUGCUUUGACUAUAUUUAUACAUACAUAAGUCAGCUGGUUCUUCACAGAUGCUAAUUACAAUACCUUAAGUCAUUAUCUUCUCAUUUUUAUACUUAAAUUUUCUACACAUUUUAUUUACACCUAAUUCCUACACCAAUUGGUUACAUGCAGUAAAGAAAAGACAAAUAUUGAGGUGGUUGGUUUAUUACUGUAUACAAUACUCUAGCCAUUUUUCACCUAUGUAAAUAAAAUUACACAAAACAAAUGCAUUAACAAUGGAAAGGGAAAAAUUAAAGACCUUAGUGCCACUACAAUUUCUGUGGCUUCAAAACGGAGAGACAUGGCAGAACGAGCAGAACUGCAAUGAGGUACAACUCUGCAUGUGUCUCAAGGUGGAGGAUAAAUACACCGAUAUCAAAACACAUGUACAUGUAAAAAAAAUGUAUAGGAGCCCCAAAUCCACAAAAAAGGCAAAAUAACACUGCCAAAAAAAUAUUUUUAAUUUGACUACACUUCCAUGUUUAAAUUUUUGAUAUGAAACUAAUCUUUCCUGUGACUUUGUGCUCCCUGUUUCACACACCCCCACUCUUGUCCAAAUUAGACAUUUACUCUCCUUUGGGGGGAGAACUAUUAAUGCCUCAGUAUGUAAACCCCCCCCUUUUCUAACUUGUACAUUGACUGGUAUUAUGCAAUAAUAUAAUAAAAAAAAAAAACACAAAAUAUGGUACUUCAAAACAUAUAUCAACACCCAACCUGGGACAGAUCUCUCUCUGGUCAACACCCAUUGCUCCAGUAAAGUGUAGGUAACAUGACAACACAAAUGUGGGCUCACCUCUGACCCGUAAAUGUCUUCUUUAGCUGCAUUUCGUUAAAAGACAAAAGCAACAGUGCAAGUGCCCAAUCCAACUCCACUGCUCAUUACACUCAAAGCACCCCAUUUCAGCCCCCAGCAAAGGUGCCAAAGUUCACCUGGUCCCUCCAGCUUGAGGCGCUCAGUCAGGCUGGAAGGCUGCGGAGUAACCUCUCUGUCCAGGCACAGCAGGGCGUCCAUCCCAGGUGAGCUGGACCCCGUGUGGAGACGCCUGUUACAGAACCCACAUGGACUGUAAAAUCAGCUAUAUGUUUGGUAUCACAGGAAAGUAGAAGUUAACACCCCACACAUACAUUUUCACUGUCUGAAAAUAAGUACUAAAGAAAAAAAAUAAAAAAAAAAAAAUAAAAAAAUGAUAUCUUGUUAAAAUAGGUCUCUGAACAAAUAUAACCAUUUAUUGCUUACGGGCAAAGCACUUCAACUUUUGUAAGCUGUAAUAAAAAAAUAAAAUUAAAAUCAAUGUAGUUAGGAGGAGGAAGAGCAGUUGGUUUACACAACACUGGUGCCAAUACAGAUAUGAUAUACAUACAUAUGAACAUUUAGCAUGUAAAUUACCAUGCGGCACAUCAAGUUUUCACCAUGUCUAUCCAUAAUUUCAUCUAAUUAGUCUGUUUCAGAACCACUUAAUAGUUUGUGUACAUCACAGCUCAAGCUGGAGGCAAUUACUGAGCACAGGCAGGGCAGAGGCAGGGCUAAGGCAGAUGUGACAUUUCACAAGGAGGUACCUCCUGUACAGAAAGCAGACCUCACCAGCAGAAUGUAGAAUGACUACACACCCAGUACUGAUUUAGUGUAAAAAUACUGUUAUGGACCACCCCCCC
Molecule: messenger RNA, 5984 nt
Organism: Scleropages formosus (Asian bonytongue)
Lineage: Eukaryota; Metazoa; Chordata; Actinopteri; Osteoglossiformes; Osteoglossidae
Product: max-binding protein MNT-like
Exons: 6
Coding region: 183-1955 (590 amino acids)
Biological process (GO): regulation of transcription by RNA polymerase II
Molecular function (GO): RNA polymerase II cis-regulatory region sequence-specific DNA binding; protein dimerization activity; DNA-binding transcription factor activity, RNA polymerase II-specific
Source: RefSeq, a predicted model, not a curated record